AUGUUGGCAUUGCGGUUAUUGCGAUAUAAAGACAUACCUGGAGCCAUCUUCCUUGAGUACACAGCUUUUGAACUCAUCCAAUCCGUAGCAGCAGCAAUCCUAGCAAGAACAGGAACGGCUCAAGACUUCUGCUCUCUCUCAGAAUCUGUUUCAGCUCUCAUCAUAAGCAGGGCCUUUAGCUUAUAUAGGGCUAGGUCAAGUGGUCUCUACUCAUCACCGAGGGCCGACUUGACUUAUCUUCCAAGCCCACUUAAUCGGUUCACGCAAAAAUGA
This is a messenger RNA of Prunus armeniaca (apricot), 273 nucleotides long. The record is from the annotation of a GenBank genome assembly. Lineage: Eukaryota; Viridiplantae; Streptophyta; Magnoliopsida; Rosales; Rosaceae.